UUUUUUUUUGUCUCUCUUUUUUUCCUAUUUGCAUUAUAUAAAAAAGCUCUUUCUUUUUUUAUUGCGUUCUUGCAGCCAAAAAAAAAAAAAUUAUACCCCCCCGAACCCCACCUACAUAUACGAAACAAUGGCAUCCUCUUUUACGGGCUUUGAGAUAUUGCCACUGACGCCAGACGAAGGCGACUACAACUACAACGGUCUAGACAGCAAAGAGCAACAAGAAGACUAUGAUCCGUUAGACGCUACAGCGACGACAUGCAACUGGAUCGACGACUCAGAAUGUCAAGAGAACCUCUUUCAGAUCGUCCCGCUGAUGCCGGAGGAAACAACGAUCGACAAGGACAACCAUAUCCACACGCAUUUCAAGUUGUUUUUUGAAGAGCUGGGCUAUCUGACCGAAGAGCCAGAGCCCAUCGACCCUACAAGGGAUUAUGAUGCAGAGGCACGACAGAUGCUGGAGGAACGGGAUCGAACUCGUCAAAAACAUGUCCAUGUCUCUCGCAUGCCGUCCUUGUCUUAUUCCGGCGUCUCGUCUACUUCUUCCUCGUUCCAUCAUCAAGAGUGUGAUGUCCGUUCUCCGCUGUACAUGGGCCAUACGGGUGCAGAUAACAAUCAGCAUUUCUAUCAGCAGCAGCAUCAUCAUCAUCAUCACACCCCAUAUCAGUCUGCUGCUCAUCACCACCACCCACUCCAUCCUUCGUCACAUCAUCAUCAUCAUCAUCAUCCUCCACAGCAGCUACACAAUCAUGGACAUCAUCAUGUUCCUCACCACCACCCGUCUCCUCUUCAUCACACAACCACAGCGCCCUAUGUACAUUCUUCUCCCAAUUCCACGUACCAUCCUCAUCUUCCGCAUCAUUCACAUCAUCCGCUCGCUGUGGCGCAAGACCAUCCAGCGCACUGCAGCAGUAACGCCACUACCACUACUACUACCAGUACUACUACCACUACUAGUAAUCGUCCUUCACAAAUUCCUCACCAUGCGUAAAAAUACAAAAAACCAACCCCCCCUCCUUCCACAUAUAUAACCCACCCUCCUCUUCCACGGUAACUCACUUAUUUUCCACCAAAAAUCAACGACAAACAAACAUUUGCAUAUAGUCUUAUUCAUCUCCCUCUCUCUCUCUCUUU
Molecule: messenger RNA, 1131 nt
Organism: Zychaea mexicana
Lineage: Eukaryota; Fungi; Mucoromycota; Mucoromycetes; Mucorales; Lichtheimiaceae
Exons: 1
Coding region: 128-988 (286 amino acids)
Source: RefSeq, a predicted model, not a curated record